GGCUACAGCAGGGCCCUGGCUACAGUAGGCUAAAGUAUCUGUAGCUAUCGGACUGGUCAGGAAAAACAGGUUUGUUAGAAAAUGGAUGCCAGGCCAGGACCCUCGGGUUGUCAACACUCUAAUGAGAUAGAUAUCCAUAACAACUUAAAGAAUCACCUUUAUGAGUGGCUGAACAAUGAUCAGCUCAAACAGUUGAUAGAACAAUUCAGAGAAAACCCGUUGUCUAAGAGAGAGAUUCAACUUCGCAUUACUGAUGUAUUUGAUCUCUUUGACUGUCUUAUGGAACAUGAGACAAUAGCUGUGGGGGAUUAUAAAGCUUUGGUUCAAAAAUUGAAGCGCAUUCACCGACGGCUAGCUACACAUGUGGAGAAUGAAGAAAAGAAAAUCAGGGAUAUCCAGAAUGGAGGUCCAUCACCAGUUAAACUUGCAGGUCCAUCACCAGUUAAACUACGAAGGACAGGUAAAAGCCAACAACAUCCUGCAGGCAAUCCCUCCAUCAUUGAUGUCCCUACAGCCAACACAAGCCAUGCCCUAAAGAUCCAUCCCAACUUACAGCCAAUGAUAGAUACCACCAAGGCCAGGGUCACAGAAGAAAUAAAGAAAAGCUUCAUUGACACUCAGGCUUUCCGUGAUGGAAAAGAAAAGCUGCAAAAGAACAGGAUUGCAGUUCUCAAGGGAAACACAGGAGACGGUAAAACUUCCACCGCCAUUCAACUCCUUCACUGGCUGAGUCAGGAACAACAUAACAGACAACCAGUUCAACUUCACAACAUCAAAGACUUAGAUUUAUUGGCUCCAUCUUCGAAAACUGUUAUUUUUAUUGAUGAUAUUUUUGGGGAGAAAGAUUUGCGUAAGAAAGAGGUACAAGAGUGGAACAAAAGAGUCAACUCUGUAAUUCCUAGACUUUGUGGGGAUGACCAAACCGAGGCUAAUUUUAUCCUCAUCACUGUCAGAAAUGAAAUAUUUAAUUCUUUGAAAACCCAUUCCUUGGCAGAUGUUUUCACUGAUGUCAAUAUUGUUGAUCUGAGUGCUGAUACAUAUAAAGUGACUGAAGAAAAAAACAAACUUUUAGAGCUAUAUAAGCCAAGUGAGUUUUCAUGGGAAAAGGAAGAAAAGGAGGAAAUUGUUAAAUGUGCCCCUAAUAUUGGGUUCCCACAGUGUUGUCGGAUUUUUAGAGAUGUUCCUGAAGUACAGAAAGAGAGAGUCAAAUUCUUUCAAAGCCCUUUCAUUUUUUCAAAUCAGCAUUGUCAAGAUUAGGGGAAUGUCC
Pecten maximus is the source of this 1267-nucleotide messenger RNA. RefSeq lists its product as uncharacterized. Lineage: Eukaryota; Metazoa; Mollusca; Bivalvia; Pectinida; Pectinidae. The record is from RefSeq and is a predicted model, not a curated record. The transcript has 6 exons. Bases 82 to 1257 code for a protein of 391 amino acids.